Messenger RNA from Komagataella phaffii GS115, 294 nucleotides. RefSeq names its product Mitochondrial intermembrane space protein that functions in mitochondrial copper homeostasis. Bases 1 to 294 code for a protein of 97 amino acids. The transcript has a single exon. The record is from RefSeq and is a predicted model, not a curated record. Lineage: Eukaryota; Fungi; Ascomycota; Pichiomycetes; Pichiales; Pichiaceae.
AUGGAUGGAGAGGAUAGAGAUAGUGACAUUUUAGAUAAGGAGAAGAUAAAUUUUACAAAGGGUAGCAAAGAUCAGUUCAAGUAUUAUCCUGACACUCCAACAAGGGAAAAGCUAGAAAGAGCACUUCUUUUGAAGGACCCUACAAAAUUCUAUGAUCCAUGCGCUGAGUCGGCAAAAAUGGCAACGAGAUGUAUGGAAAGGCACGAUCAAGACUACAAGGAAGUUUGCUACGAAUUCUUUCAAGCAUACCGGGAGUGCAAGAAAGAUUGGCUCGAAAUGAAGAAAAGAUUAUAA